Clunio marinus is the source of this 291-nucleotide messenger RNA. The record is from the annotation of a GenBank genome assembly. Lineage: Eukaryota; Metazoa; Arthropoda; Insecta; Diptera; Chironomidae.
AUGUUGCGAGCUUUUAUUGAGCAAUUAUGUCGAAUACAUCGUAGGUUAUACAUCAACAGCUUACAUAAUGUUCUUCAUAUGUUACCAAAAGUUUCAUGUUCACCCACAAUUCUGGCGACUUUUUUUAGUUUGUUAGUGGAAAUUUCGUCUAGAAAAAAACUAGGGUUGGAUGUGCUUUAUGAUAUCGUGAAAAGAAGCGUUGAAGAUUCUUCUCUACAUUCCGUUGAUGUCUUGCGGCAAUGUACAACAAACGACUCAUCAUCUCGAGAAUUUUUCAUUAUGAAAAGUUAA